Molecule: messenger RNA, 2367 nt
Organism: Prunus armeniaca (apricot)
Lineage: Eukaryota; Viridiplantae; Streptophyta; Magnoliopsida; Rosales; Rosaceae
Source: the annotation of a GenBank genome assembly
AUGGCGGUUAAUGAAGCUUUGCAGAGUAUCCUGAUGAGUGUUGAUAGUGAUGAGGAUAGGCAACUGCUGGAGCUGAAUCACCGUUCAUGGGACGGGAAGGAAAGGGUUAAGAAUGGAGUGGUGGAUGAGGAAGGAAGGUUAGUUGAGGAAGAUGAGUCGAAAAGUAAUGGAAUAGCUGGAGAUAUAAACGGUGGGGAAGGAGGGGGUGUUCAAGUCCAGGCUGUUAAGCAACAGCCUCAAGGGUCAACGGUUUGCUGGGAAAGGUUUCUACAUGUUAGAUCUCUAAAGGUUUUACUGGUGGAAUAUGAUGAUUGUACUCGCCAUGUUGUCACUGCACUGCUUCGCAAUUGCAGUUAUGAAGUGAUUGCAGCAGCAAAUGGAUUGCAAGCAUGGAAGAUUCUUGAAGAUUUGACUAAUCAUGUUGAUCUAGUCUUAACUGAGGUAGUUAUGCCAUGCUUAUCCGGUGUUGGUCUUUUAAACAAGAUUAUGAGCCAUAAGACGAGGAAAAAUGUUCCUGUGAUUAUGAUGUCAUCUCAUGAUUCAAUGGGUCUCGUCUUUAAGUGUUUGUCAAAGGGUGCUGUUGACUUUUUAGUGAAGCCUAUACGAAAGAAUGAGCUUAAGAACCUCUGGCAGCACAUUUGGAGGAGAUGCCAUAGUUCUAGUGGUAGUGGAACUGGAAGUGAAAGCGGCACACAAACUCAAAAGUCUGUAAGAUCAAAAAGUGUUGCAAAGUCUGAGAACAAUAGUGGAAGCAAUGACGAGGAAGAUAAUGAGAGCACUGGUUUGAAUGUUGGAGAUGGAAGUGACAAUGGGAGUGGCACUCAGAGUUCCUGGACAAAAAAAGCUGUAGAAGUUGACAGUCCACGACAAGUGUUCUCAUGGCACCAGGUAGCUGAGUGUCCUGAUAGUACUUGUGCCCAAGUAGUUCACUCAAACGCUGAAUCACUUGGUAACAAAUUGGUCCCUCCAGCUGCAACAAGGGAGUGCCAACAACAGAAGGAACAUGACAACUUUGCAAUGGGAAAAGAUCUAGAGAUAGGCCUAUCCAGUAAUAGAGAUUUACAGCGUCAGCACGCUAAUGACUUUUCAACCAAACCAGCAGGAACAAGACAGAAUAAUCUGAUUGAGAUAGGUUCCGGUGAAUUUGACCACCAGAUUGAUAAGGGGCAGCUGAAGUUCAACUAUGAGAGUCCUUCCAGUAAGCCAAAGUAUGAUGGUGCUACUAUAACAGGUGUUGUCACUGAUCCCACCGAUCCCCUGAUGGACAGCACACAAUUCGAAGCUUCUAACAGACAAUAUAAGGCCUUAGACAGAAGCACUAAAGCCAAUAGUAAUACUCAUGAACCAUCCGUGGAGCUCAGUUUGAAAAGACUUAGAGGAGUUAAAGGCACUGAGACAACAGUACAGGAUGACCGCAAUGUCUUAAGACGUUCAGACUCUUCAGCCUUUUCAAGGUAUAAUGCAGCCUCAAAUGCUAACAAGGCUCCUUCUGGGCAUGUUGGAAGCAACUCUCCACAAGAUAAUAGUGGGGAAGUUACAAAAAAGGAAUUUUUUCGCGAUAUUCGACCUCAUUCAAGCGAAAACCCUCCCAAUCAAUCCUCGAAUGGAGGCAGCAAUAACAUUGAUAUGGGCUCCACAACUAAUAACGAUGUUCCCAAAUCUCAAGUUAUAAACAAGUCAGCAGCAGCAUCCACUGUCCAACUUUUGCAUCCAUCGUCUGCUUUCCAUCCUGUGAAAAAGGACCUUAAGAGUGCUACCCAGCAAGUUUUAGUAGAUAAUGCUAAUAAUGUGGCAACGACAGUAUUGGCUCAAUCAAGAGAUGCCCAGAAGCAACUCCAAAUUCAGAACCUCCAUCAUGAUUAUGAUCACUGUCAGGUCCAUCGCCAUGUUGUCCACACUAUGCAAGGACAACACCUGCCUGAGCAUAAUGAUUUAUCUUUGAAGAAAUUGGCUGCAGCUGCUCCGCAUUGUGGAUCGUCCAAUGUUCUGAGUGGGCCUGUUGAAGGUAAUCCUGGAAAUUACAGUGUCAACGGAAGUGCUUCAGGCAGUAACCAUGGGAGCAAUGGGCAAAACGGAAGCAGCACUGGAAAAAAUGUAGGUGGUACAAACAUGGAAAGUGAUGUUGCUGGGAAAAGUGGAAGUGGUGAUGCUAGCGGAAACCAGAGUGGAAAUAGAGUAGAUGAAAACAAGGUCAAGCAGAGAGAAGCUGCCUUGACCAAGUUUCGUCAGAAAAGAAAAGAGAGAUGCUUCCGGAAAAAGGUUCGGUAUCAAAGCAGAAAGAAACUGGCAGAACAACGACCUCGCAUCCGGGGACAAUUUGUGCGGCAGACGGUGAGCGAGAACACGGUCUGGACAACAGAUAGCUAA